AUGGAGAUUGAAAAGAAAACUGAGGGUGCAAACAGAGUUCGAACUCCUAGACCUACUUCAUACAGACCUCUGGUUUCACAACCUAAUGCUGAAAGUGUCUCACAAUCCCUAGACCUAAAAGGGAUAUUAGAGACUGUUUGGAAGAAGAUAGCUGGAAGGAAAAGACCAGAGUUGGAUGUGGAAAAUGUACACAUUGAGCUGCAGCAGUUGAUUUUGAGUCGAUCUAAGCCAAUUUUAAUUAUUUUGGAUGAUGUUUGCUCUAUAAACAGUUUGGAAAAAUUAUUAUUUGAAGGUUCAGGAUGUAAGACUCUCAUAACGACUAGAGACAAGUCAAUCAUUAUCACAAACCCUUCUACACAGCUCUAUCAACUGCCAUUUUUGGGAGCAAAGGAUGCUCUUUCACUUUUCUGCUUCUGGGCUACUAGACAGACAUCAAUUUCAAGUGAUAAAGAUGCAAAUAUAAUGCAAGAGGUGCAAGCAAAAUGUGAUGGUCUGCCACUUUCUCUAAAGGUGAUUGGAAGUUCUUUCAAUGGCGAACCCCACGAGGACAGGAAAAUAUGUGUUGAUGCACUAUUGGACAUUUGGGUUUAUGGUCGAAAGUUGGAGAAGCAUAAUGCUUUUGCCAUCUUAUCAAAACUCACAAACAAAAACCUGUUAAAGUUUACAAGAAAAUCAAGGGGAAGUAGAACAAUCUCAUAUGCAAAUGCCUCGGAGUUAUACAUUUCCCAAUAUAAUGUAAUGCGAGAUUUGGUAUCAUAUUUGGCACACAAAAACAAGGCAGUCCACAGCAAGAGAUUGGUCAUAACAAGGACGGAGUGUGGUUUGCUAAGUGAAGGGGAGUUGAUUAAAGAUAGUGUAUUGGACACUCAGAUGCUCUCUGUUCUCGCAGAACCUAUGGAGAAAAAUCACUUGCAUGAUAUUGAUUUGCCCGAGACAGAGGCUCUGUUGUUAGCCUUCACUUCGAGAGAAUAUAUUCUUUCCCCAUUUUUGAAGUCCAUGAAAAAAUUCAAGUUUUUCAUGAAUUUACCAUAUGAUAUUGGAAAUAUGAGCCAUCUAAGAAUAUUAAGGCUAUCAGCAUUACCAGGCCUGAAAGAGCUUCCAGUAUCAAUUGGAAAGCUUGAAGAGUUGGAAUAUCUGGACAUUUCAGUAUGUGAGGGCUUGAAACAGCUUCCAAAGGAAAUAGGGCAACUCAAGAAAUUAAGGGAGUUUGAUAUGAGAGAAUUUUCUCGUUUGAGAAGGUUACCCACAACUAUUUGUGAACUAAGUUCACUGAAGCUUGUUGUGUGUGAUUGGAAGAUUGGAGAGUAG
Molecule: messenger RNA, 1308 nt
Organism: Cryptomeria japonica (Japanese cedar)
Lineage: Eukaryota; Viridiplantae; Streptophyta; Pinopsida; Cupressales; Cupressaceae
Product: probable disease resistance protein At4g33300
Exons: 7
Coding region: 1-1308 (435 amino acids)
Biological process (GO): defense response to fungus
Molecular function (GO): ADP binding
Source: RefSeq, a predicted model, not a curated record